AUGGAGGAGAGACGCUUUUCGAUUGCGAGUUCUCAUUACUCGCAGUCGCAGGAAACAUACGACUCCCAUACACAUGGUGAUUCGUCUCGCCUCGUUCCGGCACCUAGCCGCCCGCCCCUCGUACCCCGCCGCUCAAGCUUACGAAUUUCAAUGGCACGAUUAUCAACUAUUCCCGCUUCGCCACUGCAAAUGGACAGAUGGACAUCCCCAACAACUGCCAACAUACCAUCCCCAUCAUCGAGCUCCGGUUUGAUGUCCCAGGUGCCCAAUGCCUUGCCCGUCUCUCACGAAAGCACUCGAGCAUCUCUCCUCUCUCAACGCCAAUCACGCGGAUGGAGUGGGCGGUUCAGGCCGCUGUCAAGUGUGGGCGAUUUGCUCCCAACUCCAGGGCGGCAAAUAUCUCGCAGCCAAGUACGCGGGCCGCCCCAGCCCGCAUUCGUGCUUCCAUUCGAGACUGACAGCUCGUUGCGAUCCAAGUCUUCCAUUAGCGACUUGAGUGAUUUGGAUAGGUAUUAUGGUACACUACCCCCGAACCAUAAACCCCAUGUACACGAACUCGCGAGUACAUAUUCCCUUGAUCCAGAUCCAGAACAUUGGGGAACCAAACUACAGCUCGAGGACAUUGAACCCGACGACGACUUGCAUAACCCCGACCCCGAGCGGGACCGAAAACAUGAUGCUCGGGACAGAAUAGCUAUACGCGGUCUGAUCAACCUGGGGUGCCUGGCCAUACUCAUAAUUGGUCUGAUUUCACUUUUUGCAGGGUAUCCGAUUAUUGCUUUUUUCACCCAACAGAGCGCAUCCACCCUGGGAGCAUACAACCUUGGCGGGGUCAACGCCUCUGGACAAGUUCCUGAGCUGCCUUCUCACCGUGGGCUCAUCGAUGUCGAUACACCCAAGAGCGCCUAUACACGCACAUCGCUCUUGAAUGGCGAAAAGUACGAGUUGGUGUUUAGUGACGAAUUCAACGUUGAAGGGCGGAGUUUCUACCCGGGCGACGAUCCUUAUUGGGAGGCUGUGGAUUUACACUAUUGGUCAACAAACAACCUCGAGUGGUAUGAUCCCUCUCAAGUGACUACAGCCGGAGGAUCACUCCGCAUCGAACUUUCAGCCAAGCACGAGCAUAACCUCAACUAUACGGGCGGAAUGCUAUCAAGUUGGAACAAAUUUUGCUUUACGGGUGGAUACAUUGAGGCCAACGUGUCCCUUCCCGGAGCAUCAAAAACGUACGGCCUGUGGCCCGCGGUCUGGACCAUGGGGAAUCUCGGUCGUGCGGGGUACGGUGCAUCUCUUGAAGGCACAUGGCCCUAUACAUACGACUCGUGUGACGUCGGAACCCUUGCGAACCAGACGGACCCAGUGACAAACGGCCCACCGGCAGCCCAUACAGGAGGCGUCUCGUCCUCCAAGGGCGAAAUGUCCUAUCUCCCGGGCCAACGACUGAGCGCAUGCACCUGCACCUCGGAAUCAGACGGCACAGACGGCCAAAAGAUGGUCCAUCCUGGUCCCAAAGUCGACGGACAAUACGUUGGGCGAAGCGCGCCCGAGAUCGAUGUGUUCGAAGCCCAGGUCGACCAACACACUUUGGUCGGGGCGGUCAGCCAGUCUGGACAAUGGGCGCCGUUCAAUGCUGCGUUUGUAUGGGACAACUCGUCGACCAACCUGAUCAUUUCCGACCCGGUCAACUCCAAGUUGAACACGUUUAUUGGGAACGAGUGGCAGCAGACGACGUCGGUCGUGACCAACACGAACCAGAACUGCUAUACUCAAGAAGGAGGGUGCUUUUCCACUUAUGGAUUCGAGUAUAAGGCCGGAAACGAUGGCUACAUCCAGUGGGUGAACGAUGCCAAGAUGGUUUGGGAGGUCAAGGCUGCAGGGAUGGGCCCGGACAGUAAGACCCAGAUCGGUCAACGGCCCGUGCCCCAGGAACCAAUGUACAUUCUUGCCAAUUUGGGCAUGUCAUACAACUUUGGCCCGAUCGAUUUUGAGCAUUUGGUGUUUCCGGCGUACAUGCUCGUCGAUUAUAUCCGAGUUUACCAGCCAGCUGAUCAGCAUAAUAUUGGCUGCGACCCGCCAAACUUCCCAACUGCUGAUUAUAUCAAUACAUACAUAGAGGCAUACACGAAUCCGAAUCUUACCACAUGGGUGGACGAUUAUAAACAGAGAAUGCCCAAAAACCGAUUAAUUGAUCAGUGCUAG
Molecule: messenger RNA, 2199 nt
Organism: Rhizoctonia solani
Lineage: Eukaryota; Fungi; Basidiomycota; Agaricomycetes; Cantharellales; Ceratobasidiaceae
Product: glycoside hydrolase family 16 protein
Exons: 9
Coding region: 1-2199 (732 amino acids)
Biological process (GO): fungal-type cell wall organization; (1->6)-beta-D-glucan biosynthetic process
Cellular component (GO): plasma membrane; endoplasmic reticulum membrane
Molecular function (GO): glucosidase activity
Source: RefSeq, a predicted model, not a curated record